UGAGAUGAGCGUGGGAUCGCUCUGAAGACACAGAAAAGCUUGGGUGGGACAGAUGCAUGAGCGAGGGGUGUGUCAUGUGACAUGACAAGUAGGUCGCAGUGUGCCGUUACUGAUAGUGUUUAACUAAACUCUCCCUUACUCUGAGCAGAGACAGACUGAGAGGAAGUGAUGCAGGAAACAGAAGACGGAGACCAUGACUAAGUCUGUGCUCAGGUUUGGUUUGUUGAAGUGUAGUUCUUCAGUGUUUGUUGCUGUAUCUUCAGUUUGGUGAUGGAGCCUCAACGGCAGAUCUACAAAAGGCUGGACAUCCCGGAUCAUGUGCAUUACAUCAUCGCCUUCUUCAUCCUCAUCAUCGGCACUUUAGGAGUCACGGGCAACGCUUUGGUCAUGUUCGCCUUCUACAGUAAUAAAAAGUUGCGGAGCCUGCCAAAUUAUUUCAUAGUGAACCUGGCGGUCAGUGAUUUCCUCAUGGCCAUCACACAAUCUCCAAUGUUCUUCAUCAACUGCCUGUUCAAGGAGUGGAUGUUUGGGGAACUGGGAUGUAAAAUAUAUGCAUUCUGUGGUGCACUGUUUGGCAUCACCUCGAUGAUAAACCUGUUGGCUAUCUCUAUCGAUCGAUACGUGGUCAUCACCAAACCGCUGCAGACCAUCCAGUGGAGCUCCAAGCGCAGAACCUCUCUGGCCAUCCUCUGCAUCUGGCUCUACUCACUGGCCUGGAGUCUGGCACCUCUGAUUGGCUGGAGUUCCUACAUCCCUGAAGGUCUGAUGACAUCCUGCACGUGGGACUACACCUCUCCGUCUCCCGCCAACAAGAGUUACACCAUGAUGCUGUGCUGUUUUGUCUUCUUCAUCCCUCUGGCCAUCAUCCUCUAUUGUUACCUGUUCAUGUUCCUCUCCGUACGAAGAGCCAGCAGAGAUUUAGAGCGGCUGAGCUCUCAGAAGUCCAGCUUUGUGAAGCAGCAGUCCAUGAGGAGUGAAUGGAAACUGGCCAAAAUAGCGGCUGUGGUCAUAGUGGUGUACGUACUGUCCUGGUCUCCCUACGCGUGCGUCACCCUCAUCGCCUGGGCAGGGUGA
Cyprinus carpio (common carp) is the source of this 1074-nucleotide messenger RNA. Its product is annotated as melanopsin-A-like. Gene Ontology annotation, molecular function: G protein-coupled receptor activity. Gene Ontology annotation, biological process: G protein-coupled receptor signaling pathway. NCBI's taxonomy places the organism in Eukaryota, Metazoa, Chordata, Actinopteri, Cypriniformes, Cyprinidae. The record is from RefSeq and is a predicted model, not a curated record. The transcript has 5 exons. Gene Ontology annotation, cellular component: membrane. The coding region runs from base 271 to 1074 and encodes 267 amino acids.